Messenger RNA from Coffea arabica (coffee), 2610 nucleotides. RefSeq names its product CDPK-related protein kinase. The record is from RefSeq and is a predicted model, not a curated record. Gene Ontology annotation, biological process: protein phosphorylation. Gene Ontology annotation, molecular function: protein kinase activity; ATP binding. Lineage: Eukaryota; Viridiplantae; Streptophyta; Magnoliopsida; Gentianales; Rubiaceae.
AGUCAGCCCCACACUUCCUCUCCCUCAACCCCCAGCCUCCAACCCAUCUUUCUCUAUCUGAUGCCAUCUCCUCUACUCCUUCAGUCGUUGUCCACCUUCAUCUCAAAGAAUCCUUUCCACACCUUCCUCCCCCCCUGUUCUUCUUUUUCUUUCUUUCAUUACUAUUUAUCCCCCAUCGGGUUGCUUGUUAGUAUUUAGAUAGAAAUGCCAUUAUAAGUUUCGGCCUCUCUGCUUCUCCGGCGAGCGCGGGGGCCAGAUAUGGGAGCCUGCACUUCUAAACCUCCUAAACGCAAUCCCUAUUCUACCCCGGGUCGAAUCCUAGAAGAACCUUUACCACUUCCCGAAACUCCCGCUGCCGACGAUUCUCGGGCACUCGACGCUGUUGAUAAGAAGUCUACUCCUUUCAACUUCUACACUCCCAGCCCUGCACGUUACUUCUUCUCUAAGAAAUCUCCGGCUCUUCCGCUGCCUUCCGCGUCCCCAAGUGCUACCUCCACUCCCAGGAGGACAGUUAAGCGCCCGUUCCCCCCUCCGUCGCCGGCGAAGCAUAUCAAGGCCGUGCUUUUCAGGCGCCAUGGCGGGAAAAGUACAGAGACUAUUCCGGAGGGUGAGGAGGGGGAUGCUGCUGCUGCCGGGGCGGAGCUGGAUAAGAGUUUUGGGUUCUCAAAGCAGUUCACCAGCAAGUAUGAGAUUGUGAAGGAGGUGGGCCGAGGGCACUUUGGGUACACUUGCUCUGCUGUAGCCAAGAAAGGUGAUCUUAAGGGUCAAAAGUUCGCUGUCAAGGUCAUCCCCAAGAACAAGAUGACAACAGCUAUUGCCAUUGAGGAUGUGAGAAGGGAGGUGAAAAUAUUGCGGGCAUUGAAAGUGCAUGCAAAUCUUGUACAGUUCUAUGAUGCAUUUGAAGAUCUAGAUAAUGUUUAUAUAGCAAUGGAGUUGUGCCAAGGAGGAGAGCUCCUAGACAGAAUACUUGCACGAGGUGGAAAAUACACAGAAGAUGAUGCAAAGGUGGUCAUGGUACAGAUACUAGAUGUUGUUGCUUUCUGUCAUCUCCAGGGAGUGGUGCACCGUGACCUUAAACCUGAGUCCUCUGCAGAUGAAAAACUGAAUGACAUAGUUGGAAGUGCAUAUUACGUUGCACCUGAAGUUUUACACAGAUCAUAUACUACAGAGGCUGAUGUGUGGAGUACGGGCGUAAUGGCAUAUAUUCUUUUAUGUGGAAGUCGCCCUUUUUGGGCCCGAACUGAGUCAGGCAUUUUCCGGGCAGUGCUGAAAGCUGAUCCAAGUUUUGAUGAAGCACCAUGGCCUUCCUUGUCUUCAGAGGCUAAAGAUUUUGUUAAGCGUCUACUAAAUAAAGACCCACGUAAACGGAUGACUGCUGCACAGGCUCUAAGUCAUCCCUGGAUCCGGAAUUACAAUGGUGUGAAAGCUCCUAUUGAUAUUCUUGUAUUGAGACUAAUGAAAGCCUACAUGCGCUCACCAUCAUUGCGGAAAGCUGCUUUAAGGGCAUUGUCUAAGACGUUGACUGCAGAUGAACUCUUCUAUUUGAAGCAGCAGUUUACAUUAUUGGAGCCCAACAAAAAUGGCUCUAUAACAUUAGAGAACAUCAAAACGGCAUUGGUGAAGAACUCUACAGAUGCUAUGGAGGACUCCAGGGUUCCUGAUUUUCUUGCCUCGCUAAAUGCACUUCAAUAUCGAAAGAUGGAUUUUGAAGAGUUUUGUGCGGCUGCAUCCAGUGUCCAUCAGUUGGAGGCACUUGAUCGCUGGGAAGAACAUGCUCGUGGUGCUUAUGAGGUCUUUGAGAAGGAAGGAAACCGAGCUAUUGUCAUUGAAGAACUUGCAUCGGAACUUGGACUUGGUCCUUCAGUGCCAGUUCAUGCCGUACUUCAUGACUGGAUAAGGCACACUGAUGGGAAGCUUAGCUUCCUUGGAUUUGUUAAAUUAUUGCACGGCCCCUCUACCAGAACACACUCAAAAGUGCCUUGAAAACUGGAAACGGAAUUCUGCUCUGGCACAAAAGUUUCCUACGCUCGGUGCACUGGCAAUUUUUGCCCCUUCAGUUUGUCUUCAAGGUAAAUUGUAGGCGUUUAUGGCACGCCGAUUGCGCUCUGGGUGCUUGACCGGGCAUCAAUUUCACUUUUGAUUGACCUCAGAUCCAGAUGGUAGACUGCUGUGCCUACUUUGAUCGUUUUGCCAUUUCUUGGAAGUCGUCAGAGAUCCUAUCGGGUACAAGGAUUGUUCAAUUCUCUAAUAUUAUUGCUUCACACGGAUUACUAAAUGUUAUAGCUAAAUUACAUAGAUAUCAUAGUUGAAAUCUCUAUUCAUGGCAUGGUGGUUGCUUCAGUAGAAAUCAAAGAUGUAGGAGGACCAAGAUGUGUAUACUGUAAUUAGAUUGGAUGGGUGGGAGUGGUUUGCAGUUGACAUCAAGCAAGAAGUUGUCUGCUGUUGGACAAAAAACCAUAUGAUAAGGCAAUUACAUGUAUAGAGCAGUAGUUUCUGUUUAUAGCCAUGUUGCAGAGCAAUCUAUGCGCAUUAUUCAUCUUCUUCUGCUGAUGUAUUAAAACACCUUCAAACGUAUCCGCAUGUUAGGUUGCUUCUUUUGUGCUCUCCUAG